CCUUUUCUUUUAGGUCCAAUGGGGUGGCGUGCAUGUGCCUCUUUUCAUGCCUUUUUAACCCUUCAGUUAGCCAUUUUCUGUCCAGUUUUAUACCUAUAAUACCCAAAUCAUUUCUUGGAAGCGCCAAUACUCAGCAUAAACAAUUCUCCCCCUCCACAAAAUAUCAUUUAAUUUUUACUUUUUUUAAUAAUUUUUUCGCAUAAUACUAACAUUUAUGCCGCAAAUCUUCGAGGGUCAAGUUCAAAUCUCUGUUGAAGCGAAGUGGUUGGCUCAGUUUAAUUUUUUUUGGGUUAAAAUAUUUUUGCUCAUUUAAUUUCUCUGUAACGCUUUUAUUUACCCCAGGGACUAGAGUAGGGUCUCUUCCUUGCAGGGGUUAUGGGUUGGCCUAUCUAGCUAUUCCCUAUCUCCUCCCUCGAUGUACACGUAUGCUUACUGGUUCAAAGGCCUAUAUAUACCUAUGCACGCUUCUGAGCAGCUUCAGCUCUCUGUGGAGUGGACGUGGAGUUUUCUGAAAGCAUCAAAGGUUGUUGUCAUGGUGGUUCUUGUAAUAUUUCUCUUGCUGCUCUGUCUCUCCUCUGCUUUGUUGAGAUGGAAUGAGGUGAGAUACAGGAAGAAAGGCUUGCCUCCAGGUACUAUGGGUUGGCCAGUUUUUGGAGAGACUACUGAGUUUUUAAAGCAAGGUCCAAACUUCAUGAAAAACCAGAGAGCAAGGUAUGGCAGUUUUUUCAAAUCCCACAUUCUUGGGUGUCCUACCAUUGUUUCCAUGGAUCCAGAGCUGAAUAAAUACAUCCUCAUGAAUGAGGCAAAAGGGCUUGUUCCUGGUUACCCUCAGUCCAUGCUUGACAUUUUGGGCAAAUGCAACAUUGCAGCAGUUCAUGGCUCCACUCACAAGUACAUGAGAGGGGCACUUCUUAGCCUCAUUAGCCCCACCAUGAUCAGAGAACAACUUUUGCCUACAAUUGAUGUGUUUAUGAGAACCCACCUCAGCAAUUGGGAUAACAAAGUUAUUGACAUCCAACAGAAAACCAAAGAGAUGGCACUUCUCUCGGCGCUCAAGCAAAUUGCUGGCAGUGAUUCUAGCUCAAUAUCUCAAGCUUUUAUGCCUGAGUUUUUCAAGCUGGUUUUAGGCACCCUUUCAUUGCCAAUUGACCUUCCUUGCACAAAUUAUCGUCGCGGACUCCAGGCUAGGAAGAAUAUUGUGAGCAUGUUGAGACAACUAGUAGAAGAACGAAGAGCAUCGAAAGAAACCCACCAGGACUUGCUUGGUUGCCUGAUGAAAAGUGAAGAGAGUAGAUACAAAUUAACUGAUGAAGAAAUAAUUGAUCAAAUAAUCACCAUUUUAUACUCUGGUUAUGAAACUGUUUCUACUACUUCAAUGAUGGCAGUAAAAUACUUGCAUGAUCACCCCAGAGUUCUUCAAGAACUAAGAAAAGAGCAUUUAGCAAUUAGAGAAAACAAAAGGCCAAAGGAUCCUAUUGAUUUAAACGACCUUAAAUCUAUGCGUUUUACUCGUGCGGUGAUUUUUGAGACCUCAAGAUUGGCUACAAUAGUUAAUGGGGUUUUGAGGAAGACUACUAAAGAAAUGGAACUAAAUGGAUUUGUGAUUCCAAAAGGGUGGAGAAUCUAUGUCUAUACUAGGGAGAUAAACUAUGAUCCCUUUUUGCAUCCAGAGCCAUUAUCCUUCAACCCAUGGAGAUGGCUGGAUAAGAGCUUGGAGUCUCAAAACUAUAUGUUCAUUUUUGGAGGAGGUACUAGGCAGUGUCCUGGAAAGGAACUAGGAAUAGCAGAAAUUUCUAGUUUCCUUCACUACUUUGUAACUAGAUACAGAUGGGAAGAAGUUGGGGGAGACAGUCUAAUGAAAUUUCCAAGAGUUGAAGCACCAAAUGGGCUGCACAUCAGGGUCUCAUCUUGCUAACUAAACUAUGAAUGUACAUAAGAAGAGAAAAAUAGCAAAUAUCGGAAACAGGGACAAGGAUGUAAAAUGAUCUUCUAACAUAUUAGAGAGUGAAUGACACCGAACAUUUCCAUUUUUGGCUAUAAAAAGCUUGUAAUUUUCUUCUUC
Molecule: messenger RNA, 2062 nt
Organism: Hevea brasiliensis (rubber tree)
Lineage: Eukaryota; Viridiplantae; Streptophyta; Magnoliopsida; Malpighiales; Euphorbiaceae
Product: cytochrome P450 85A
Exons: 9
Coding region: 416-1915 (499 amino acids)
Biological process (GO): sterol metabolic process
Molecular function (GO): monooxygenase activity; heme binding; iron ion binding
Source: RefSeq, a predicted model, not a curated record